AGUCGAUAUACCAGGUGAGCUGGACGUUUCUUGGAAGAGGAAGUGAAGCUGAUGUCAAGAUGGUUUUGAUCAGUACUCUCCUCACUGCCACAUUUGCCGGUCUGAUCGUUCUUGCUACUACGGCAUCGAUCUUUGGCGGGACGGGUCUUAGCAGUGAACCGCUUCACAGGGAACCCGUCGGUGAACCCGAGGACUGGAGUACGGAUGAAUUGAAGAAAUGGUUGAAGGAGCGCAAACUCCGCUUCGAGAAGAAUGCGACACGCGAACAGCUGAUUGAAAUGGUGAAGGUCGCUAGGCCGGCCAAUCUCACUGGAACCAGUCAAAGGGCAUACGGGGCUGUCUAAACCUGAACGCAGGCGGUGCGCAUCUUCAGCU
Messenger RNA from Saitoella complicata NRRL Y-17804, 375 nucleotides. RefSeq lists its product as uncharacterized. The record is from RefSeq and is a predicted model, not a curated record. NCBI's taxonomy places the organism in Eukaryota, Fungi, Ascomycota, Saitoellomycetes, Saitoellales, Saitoellaceae. The coding region runs from base 60 to 344 and encodes 94 amino acids. The transcript has 4 exons.